Molecule: messenger RNA, 5653 nt
Organism: Oryzias latipes (Japanese medaka)
Lineage: Eukaryota; Metazoa; Chordata; Actinopteri; Beloniformes; Adrianichthyidae
Product: NLR family CARD domain-containing protein 3
Molecular function (GO): metal ion binding; protein binding
Source: RefSeq, a predicted model, not a curated record
AGCGAUAGAACUCAUCGGUUCCACCUGGUCACGUGACGUGAUCAGGACAACAACAACCGCAUGACCGAAAGUUGUGCAGCUGCAGUGAACGUGUUUGUCAGGAUUUGGACCUCAGGAAUCGAAGAGGACAGAAACGCGGACUCUGCUGCAGUCAAAAUGGCCGAGAGUAAGAAGAGGAAGAGGACGGGCUCUUGUUCUUCUCUCAGGUCGUCCACUGAGUCGCCUGGAAGAACAUCCACCAUGAUCUGUUCCUCUGAUGGAUUCAUUCCUGAUUCUCCCCAUCCUCCCAAAGAGAACCUCAACAUCUUCAUCUCUGCAUCCUCCUCCUCUGCCUUGUCUCUCUGCAUCAAAGCCUCUGCAUCUAACUGAAACCAAAUCUGGUGAUAUGUUUAUGCCUGUUCUUAUUUUGCAGGUCAGAGUCCACAGCAGACAGUACCAUGUCUAUGAAGAGUGAUACCUCAAAGUAUCACCCACCCAACUUCAGCCUAGAAGAAAAGCAGAGGUCAGAGUCCACAGCGGGCAGUACUGAGUCUAUGAAGAGUGAUACCUCAAAGUAUCACCCACCCAACUUCAGCCUAGACGAAAAGCAGAGCCAGCAGAUGAGCUGCUCAGCAUGUGGUCAGAUUCCAAAGGAUCCAGUCCAGUUCACGUGUGGACAUUUGUUGUGCCAACAAUGUGCAGACCCGUCUGUUUCAGCACUGGGGUGUGCAUGUCCAAAGUGUGUCCAAGAUGAUGAAAGUCUCCAAAAACCAAAGAAGAAACUUAGAAAAUUAAUGCAGGAGAAAUUUGAUCUGACAUAUGAAGGUAUCGUGGACCAAAAGACUCAGCUGAAAAGCAUCUACACAACACUUUAUAUCACCACUCGAGAAUCUGAGGAACCUUCAGGAGAACACGAGUUCUCCAAUCUGAAGUUUGUUUUAAAAAGAGGGCAAUCAGGUGAUUUCUCAGUCCAGCUCAAUGCCAUCUUCAAACAGGUCCCAGACAAAGAGAAACCCCACCGAGUGGUGCUGACAAAUGGAAUUGCAGGAAUCGGAAAGUCCUUCGCCGUUCAGAAGUUCAUUCUUGACUGGGCUGAAGGAAACUCCAACCAGGAUGUGGACUUUGUCUUCUUUCUUGCUUUUCGAGAGCUACAUAUGUGUAAAGGAGAGAAAAGCUUUCUGCAGGUCCUGAUUGACUUUCAUCCUUCACUUCAGCUCAACGAUUUGAAGAGUUUAAACGAAAGCAGAACCACUGUGAUCCUCGAUGGCUUUGAUGAAAGCAGACUCCAUCUGGAUUUCCACAAGUCCAACACAAUAACAUCUAUCAGGGAAAGAACAUCUGUGGAGAAUCUGCUUGUAAACCUCAUCAAGGGUAACAUUCUUCCAAAUGCAAACGUCUGGAUAACUUCUCGUCCUGCAGCAGCCAAUCAAAUCCCAGCAAAGUACGUGAACAUGGUGACAGAGAUAAGAGGGUUCAACGAUGCGCAGAAAGCCGAAUACUUCAGGAAGAGACUGAGUCCAGACUUGAGUCUUGCAGAAAGAGUCAUCUCACACAUUCAGUCCUCACAAACUCUGGACAUGAUGUGCCAGAUCCCCAUCUUCUGCUGGAUUUCUGUCAUCUUGUUUCAAGACGUUUUUAGAGGAGGCGGAGAUACAGAAACCCCCAAAACUCUGACUGAGAUGAUGGCCCACUUCCUGUUUGUCCAGACAAAACGCCAAAGCAGAAAUUAUGAGAAGAAGAGUGAGACAAGCAAAAAGAAACUUCUGAGAAGGCACAGAGAUUUCCUCCUGAAACUUGGAAAACUUGCAUUUGUUCAGCUGCAGGAGAACAAACUCAUCUUCUACGAGGACGACUUGAAACAAUGUGGGAUUGACGUAGAAGAAGCAUCUGUCUACUCUGGAUUUUGCAACACAGUUCUCCGAAAAGAAGAAGUCUUCUUCCAGAAAAAGGUCUUCUUCUUUGUCCAUCUUACCAUCCAGGAGUUCUUUGCAGCUCUUUACGUCUAUGAAUGUCUUGCUACCAACGACACUGGAGAUCUCGUCAGUUUUCUUGAUCUGAAAGAAGAAAAUUAUUUACUUGACCGUCUAAAAAAGACAGUGGACAAAGUGUGUGAGAAGAAGAAUGGUCACCUGGACUUUUUCCUGAGAUUCCUCCUCGGCCUGAUGGUGGAAUCCAACAAGAGAGUCCUCAACGGUUUGCUGACCCCACUGGAUCCAAAGCAAGAUACAGACAAGAAAAUCUUGACGUACCUCAAAUCCAUUCGGAGGAAGACCCUGUCUCCAGACAGUUGUAUCAAUAUUUUCCAGACCAUGGUGGAGAUGAGAGACCACAAAGUCAAAGAUGAAAUUCAGGAGUAUCUGAGGCAGUCAGAUCGUUCAGAAACAGAACUGACUCCUCUACACUGCUCUGCUCUGGCCUUCAUGCUGAUGGUCUCCAAAAAUACAUUAGAGGAACUGAAUCUGAAGAGAUACAAGACAUCAGAGGAAGGCAGAAGGAGACUGAUACCAGCUGUGAGGAGCAGCAGGAAGGCUGUGCUGAAAGACUGCAAAGUGACUGCAGAGUGGGUUGAACACCUGACCGUUGGUCUCAAGUCUCCAUGUUCACCUCUGCGAGUUCUGGACCUCAGCAUCAAUGACUUGACAGAUUCAAGAGUAGAGAAACUCUGUGUUGGGUUGUCAAAUUCUUGCUGCAGAUUGGAGGAAUUGAGGUUGUCUGGUUGUAUGGUCACAGAGAAAGGCUGUUCUCAUCUGGUCUCGGCUCUACAGUCCAACCCUUCCCACCUGAAGGAUCUGGACUUGAGCUACAACCAUCCAGGAGACUCUGGAAGGAAGAUGCUGUCAGAGCUGAAAGACGAUCCUCGAUACGCCCUCGACAGACUCAACUUGGAUUACGGUGGAGAACAUCGGAUGAAACCGGGGUUCAAGAAGUAUGCCUUUAGGUUCACUCUGGACCCCAACACAGCCCACAGGAACCUGCUUCUGUCUGAGGGGAACACCAAGGUGACCUGGGUGAAGGAGGAGCAGCCGUACCCUCCUCACCCAGAGAGGUUUGAUCAGUGUCUCCAGGUGAUGUCUGAGCAGGGCGUCCAACAGAGCUGUUUCUUUGAGGUGGACAAGGAGGAGCCCUUCAGCGUCGGGUUAACGUACAAAAGCAUUGGCAGGAAGGGAGAUUCCACAGACUGCAACCUGGGAUCCAAUGAGAAAUCUUGGGUCAUGUCAUGCAAUGAGAAGGGUUGUUCUGUUCGACAUGGAAACGAGGUUUUCCAUGUGACGUCCUUAUGUCCACGCUCCAGUCACGUUGGAGUGUUCCUUGAUUGGGAGGCUGGGGAACUGUCCUUCUACAGAGUUUCUAAUGAUAAUCUCACCUUCCUCCACACGUUCCAGGAACGCUUCAGUGAUGCUCUCUAUGCUGCAGUGGAACUGUACCCUCAGUCCUCUGCUCAGUUUUGUCACGUAACCUGAUCGUGGUGCCUCUGAGCUCUGGUUACAGGCAAAAGUGAAGACUGAUGCUCCCAAAUUACUAGGCUACAGGUUUUUAUGCUAGGAGUACUUUUUGAGUUACGCCCUUUUAGAUAACAACUAAAGAUUGGAGUGAUGCCCUGCAAUGAAAUGGUGACCCAUUCCAGAAGAAUUCACUCACUCGCUAUAUUUCCAGAAUUCCCUCACCCAUCCAAAUAGGAGCUCCACUGGACUUAAGAGUGAGGAGACAAUUUUUCGGAGUGAUGAAGUUUGCUUCUCCCUCCAGCAAUCGAAUAGAAUAGUGUAGUUUUCAUGGUUGACAGGAAGGUUGUGUUUGUCUGAUUGCAUUUUACCAAGUCUGAUGCUAGUUCGAGGAGGUGUAUGGUUGUUCCUUUAGGAGCUGGUGCCUAGUUUGAGUAAAUGGGUCUCUGAAUGUUUCAGCAUAACAGGGAAGAGUUUGGGGAUGGGGACUUCCUGUUCCAACAUGGACACACAACAGAGGACGAAGAAGUCCAUGGUGAGGGUUUGGUGUGGCGGAACCUGACUGGCCGGUACAGUCCUGACCUCAACCUGAUGGAACACCUUUAAACAAUAAGAACAAGAAAAGUCAGCAUCAGAGUCAGUUCUCACAAAGGUGCCGGUGCAACAACAGUCCAACAUUUGUAUAAAUCAGGGGUGUCCAAAUCCAGGCCUCAAGGGCCGGCAACCUGCUGGUUUUCCAGAAUCCCUGCUUCAUCUGCUGCCGAUUACCUGGAUCAGGUGUGUUCAGCCAAUUAGGAGCUUCAAAGGCAGGUUGAUUGGAAUACACGUAGGACUCCGGCCCUUGAGGCCUGGAAUUGGACCCCAAUGGUAUAAAUCCUAUUAAACCUGUGGAAAUUUCCAGAAGAGCGGUAGAUCUAAGAGCAGCAAAAGAUGGACUGACGUUAAGUCAAAGCCUGAUUAUGGAUGGAACGUGACAAACAAUAAUUAGUUUGUUUGGGCAGAUAAGCAAACAACUGUGGCAGUAUGGAGGAAAAUGAGGUAGAAGCUGGUGUUGAAUUGAUCAGAACAUACAACGGAAUCCCUGACCCACCAGUCAGCCAUUCCUGUCAAUACUCACAGAGUUUAGAAGCUUUUUUUUUAAAACAAACAACUAUUGAGCUCGUAUGAGGAUUAUUUAGUGCCACCAUAACUUAAGAUGUUUGUGUGACAAUUUUGUGUUUGAUUCACUUUGGUUUUCCUAUUGUUUUUUAACAUUGUGAUGCUGUCUGUCUUUAGCAUGUUAGCAUUGGUUUUACUUGUUGGGAUUACUUUCAAGCUAGCAAGAAGUUAUACAUUUAAAUAAGGCUGCAUUUUUAAACAUCCCAAACUCAGAAACAUCAACAAUAAUUUCAUUGGUAUUUUUUCCUAAACUAGCAUGUUGACACCGUUUGUCGUUAGCUCUUUAGCUUGCUAGCUGUAGUAGAAACAUUCCACGCUACACUUGGAUGAUGAUUUACUGUUGUGUGGAAUUAGCAUUAACAUGUUAGAUACUAGACAUCACAUAUUUAGAGGUUGAAAGACCAUAAAAAUACUGUAGACGAUAAACUGGUAAGCUAGGGUAGCAAAGCCUCUCGCUAAUAAUAAAAGUGGAACAAUAUAUUUUUUUACGUUAACAUUUUACCAAUUUAUUAACUUUGCAGAGCUAUUGUUUUUGUAAAAUGGUUAAAUUUAUGUAUUAAAGAAAUUGUUUCUUUGUUUAGGGGCUAGAAGUUAACAUAUUAGCCGCUAAACAUGCUAAUGUUCACUCUGGAAUUAAACUAUAACUUUUAAACUGUUUUAAUUGAGAUUUGAAGCCUGUUUUCUGUUAUAGUUUGUGUUUAUUGAACAGCUUUAACACAAUGGUUUCAUUGUAUUUCCUGUAUCAGUUCUUCUAUUUUGAAGUAUUUAGACGUUAGUUUACUUCAAGCUUUGCAAAAUAACCCAAAAAUAAAUGAAAAAACUGAAAUACUUCUGUUUUACUUUGAUCACCCUCUCCUGUGUUUCAGUGUUGUGCAUCUUUUGGCCAAAAUCUUUCGUUGUUGUAUUAAUGACAGUGUGUUAACACAUUCCAAUGUUUUUCUGUUGCAGAUACACUGAUGGUAAAGAUAUUGAGUAGUCAUUGUGUAAAGUUAAAAUACCUGCUGUGUUUUUAUCUAUUACCAACACAUUUUGUACUUUGCUGCUAAAUCUUAAUAAACUCUGUGUUGAUAAAAUAA